CCUUAAGUGUGAUAAUGGGCCCCCUUUUAAUAGCUCAGAAUUAAACGUGUGGUUGAAAAACGUUUGGGGUGUAAAGCUUAUCCAUAGUACGCCACUAAAUCCUACAGAAAACGGAAUGGUCGAAAGAAGUAUGCAAGGCAUAAAUAAAAUAACUGCCAUCGUCAGUCUACGUAGAGAUAACUGGAAGGAGGCUCUAGCGGAUUAUGUAGCGGCUUACAACUCGUGGCCACAUCAUGUCACGAAGAUUCCACCUGCCGAACUCAUGUUUGGAAGACCAAUCAGAGGAUUGCUUCCGGACAUACGUACAGAUCAACAACUAAUGGAUGAUAGCGAACUGCGGGAACGUGAUCAAGCGGCGAAAUUCAAUAGAAAUAUUCGGGAAGAUAUUCGACGAGGAGCCGGUAGUUCUGAAAUAAGCAUUGGAGAUAAGGUACUAGUGUCUCGCCAGAAGCGUGAUAAGGCCGAUUCUGUUUACAAAAACGCAUUGCACGAAGUAGUAAAAAUAACAGGAGAAGGACGGGCAACUAUUACAGACUUGACAUCUAGCAAGACAUUUGAUCGAAAUGUUAAGCAUCUGAAGAGAUUCAGAGAGAGAAGCCAAGAAAAGAUGACAACUGGUAGAAACAAAAAGGAAACGCCAGGGGAAAAUACACAUUCGACAGGACAAAAUUUAGAUGGCUGUGGUUUGCAGGGAGAGGAGUCACCGAUCGAAAACGUAAUCUCAUGCAGGGGUGAGACGGUUUCUAAGCGACGAGCGGCAAGAAUAAUUAAACGUCCACAACGAUAUGUUGCUGCAACUAAUAUGUUACCAGAUUUAGUCACAAUCAAGUUGCUACCAUCGUUUUCGUCUAACUUGUGCUGCUCGGGAUGUGGCAUCUCAAUAACUAUUACUACCUUGAGUUGGGUAACCGGCAGUGUGCGUGUAGUGUGUAUGAAGAGCGAGAAUAAUAAACAUAUCGAUAAUGUUGAGCUGACAAGCGGUGUUUCUGCUAUUCAUAAAUUCCUGGAUAUCACAGUUACGAUGGAAGAGACGUACGGCAUUGGGUAUAUUUUCCUUGCACCAUUGGACUUUGCGAAAGCGGCUUUCGAUGAGCUUAGUUUGUUCAUCUGA
Molecule: messenger RNA, 1111 nt
Organism: Armigeres subalbatus
Lineage: Eukaryota; Metazoa; Arthropoda; Insecta; Diptera; Culicidae
Exons: 3
Coding region: 116-1111 (331 amino acids)
Molecular function (GO): nucleic acid binding
Source: RefSeq, a predicted model, not a curated record